Messenger RNA from Cryptococcus wingfieldii CBS 7118, 375 nucleotides. RefSeq lists its product as hypothetical. The transcript is spliced from 2 exons. Lineage: Eukaryota; Fungi; Basidiomycota; Tremellomycetes; Tremellales; Cryptococcaceae. The record is from RefSeq and is a predicted model, not a curated record. Bases 1 to 375 code for a protein of 124 amino acids.
AUGAACGGUCCUACCAACUUCUCUGACUUGGUCAAAAACAUUCGCUCCGUCAAUGACCCUCCUGUUAUGGCACCGUACGCGAGCGUCUUCACUCCGGAGCCCGUCCCGAAUAAAGACCUAAACCCACUGGCUGUCUCCCAUCCGAACCGCAAGCUUCAAGCACCAAAGACAGGCGAAAAGAUCACGCGCUCUUCUACACCUGUUCGUCGGGCUGGAGCUCUGUUUGCGCCUGUACAAUACAACCCGCCAAAUCCUCACAUAAACUUCAGGAUAGGGAAGUGUCCUGAACUCGGGAAUGUCAAGGGUCUAUUUACCGAUGGACGGCAGUUGAUGGCGUUCCACUCGAGUGAUUUCCACUCACUCAUGGCCGAGUGA